CGUGAUCAAAUUUUCCGAGGGCGAAUUUGGGGAGAUUUUAGGGUUUUGAAGGUUGAUUUUGGCUCCUACAGCUGGAUUGGCAUCAUGGGGCGGAAAGCUGGGGGUCUGUACAUAAAUCCCAAGAAGUUUGGAGCUGUUGGGAAGCCAUGCAUGAAGGAAAUGGUGUCAUUUCUCGGGUGCUUAUCUCUGAACAAGAGCAACGACGAUAAGUGCGUGCGACAGAAGGAUCUCCUACUUGCUUGUGUGGAGGUUCAGAAAGGGAAACCUAAAAAUCCGGCGAGGACCAUUAAUUACCACUUGCAGCGCCUUGGCAGACAGAAGUUCUUUUAAUUAUGACAAUCGGUUUUCUUUUGACGAAGAUGAUAUUUUUGAGCUUACAUUUUAGGGAUGGAUGUACAUGUAAUUCCUGCAUUCGAUAACACUGCAACCGUUGUUGCAUUGCUGUUUGUACUGUCGCAACUCACAAAGGAACAAUAAACCAUGUUUUGCAUUUCAGGGUUGCUGGAUACGUAAGCAAGUUUGUUGAAUCAUCGCUUUUGGUAUUUUGGACAAUAUAAGCAGAAACAUUUCCUGACGAUCUUUGGAACAUUUUUAUAACAGCAGAUUCUUGGGAAAUUUGAUUGCUGAUGAUGCAGUUUAUUUAAAAUCCAUUUUUAGGUUGUCA
Ananas comosus (pineapple) is the source of this 664-nucleotide messenger RNA. RefSeq lists its product as uncharacterized. Bases 85 to 330 code for a protein of 81 amino acids. The record is from RefSeq and is a predicted model, not a curated record. Gene Ontology annotation, biological process: mitochondrial translation. The transcript is spliced from 3 exons. Gene Ontology annotation, molecular function: structural constituent of ribosome. Lineage: Eukaryota; Viridiplantae; Streptophyta; Magnoliopsida; Poales; Bromeliaceae.